UUCCAGCUCAUUUGAUUCUUCACAGUCCUCCUCUGAUUCUGUCACCACUGAUUCCUCAUUUGAGAAGAAAAAAAAGAAUAGACAGGAAAGAAGAAAAGGGAAGAAGAGCAAGAAGGAGAAAAAAGUGGUCAUCUUCCAUCGCGAUCAACAUGAGCCAACCCCGUUCUUCUGAUGUUAAUGUGAAGAACUCAAAUGCAGCAUUCACUGAGCCUCUAAAAGAAGGCAUCCACUCCAUCAAAAGAGUCUGCGAAGCCCUCACUGAAGCAGAUGUAGAUCCGUUUAGUGGCCAGUGCUCCAACUACAACUACAUUAGAGAGCAGAUUGUGCAGGCCAAGCAGAGCCUGGAGCAGUCAGAACAGGCAGCCGCUACAGUGCUGAGGAGUCUGGAUGAAAGAAUUGAAAUCCUUACGUGUGAUGAGGGAAAACUUGAACAGAAGAUGACUGCUACACAAGAAAUGUUAGACAACCUGAAAAUGAAACAGACGUCUAAUGAAAAAUUGCUGAGUGAUUCUGAAGGUGCUCUGGAGCUGGCCAAAACAAACCUAAGCACAACAAGAGAAGCACUUCAGAGACAGGAAGAAAGGAGAGACACAGCUACGACUGUGAGGGAUGUUGGAUGGGGCGUGACAUUAAUACCCAUAGUCGGAUGGAUUGCCGGUCCCAUCAUGAUAGCUGUUGGAGAAGCAGAAAUAGCCCAAGCUACAGAAGCUAUCAAAGUGGCUGAAAAGGAAGUGAAAGCAUCAAAGAAAGAAAAGAAAAAAUACAAAAGAAAAGUCUCAGGCUACGAGUCCAAGAUUUCUAAGACUGAGCGCAAAAUCAAGCAAAAACAUAAAAAGGCAGACCGGAUCCAUGAAGAGAUUGAAAAAGUGAAUCAGCAGAGAGACGCCGUAGCUGAGUUCCAGGAGAAAGUGAGAAGUGCCGUCCACGUCCUGAGUGAAAUGGGUGGGACGUCCAGAGUGGCUGAGGUUCAGACUCGCAGAUUCAUCAUCCAGGGGCCAGUGAUGAAGGUGAUGGAGGAUCUGGUGAAGGCAGCAGAUAAAAUAACAGGGAACUGGCUUUGCUUAACUGACUCCGAAUAUGAAAAAACGAACGCAGGCAGGGUCCGUGUACCUUUGUUGAAUUGGCUUUUCCAUUUAUUUUCCAGCAAUAAAAGAAAAAGGAGAACAACCGUAUUUUCCCAUUUUGAAUGAUAUACAUAUUUUUGAACUAAGAAAAGCAAGUUGUUUUCUACCACAUGCCUAAACUAAACAAAAUAUGAAAAUAUGAAAAAUAUGGUUUGGGCUGCAGAUGUUUAACACUGUUAUCACCACGGCACCAUACAUUUUGAAACAGAGGAAAAUAGUUAUUAUUAUUAGGAGAGUUGCACUAAUAGAGAAAUGGAUUGGACAGCCACUUCCAGAACCACCACAGUUGUGCCUCUUUGGAGACAAGUCUUUGGUGCCAGAAAGAGUCACUAAGGCAGAAUUCGGGGAGCUCUGAUAGAAUUAUUUUCCACAAACAGAAUAUUUUGUGUAGAUGUAAGAGCUCACAGAAACCAGAGGUUAUGGAACGGCUCGGGUCUACAAUUGAAACGGCCUCAAUAGAAAGUAUCAUGGCUAAUCUGAAUAAUUCUUGAAGGAACUUUAACCAGGUUCGAGAUAAUUUUAUUAUGUAUAUAAGAGGUUUAAUUUAGGGAGAAGUUAAUUUAUUAGUGUGACA
Colossoma macropomum (tambaqui) is the source of this 1698-nucleotide messenger RNA. RefSeq lists its product as uncharacterized. Lineage: Eukaryota; Metazoa; Chordata; Actinopteri; Characiformes; Serrasalmidae. The transcript is spliced from 4 exons. The record is from RefSeq and is a predicted model, not a curated record. Bases 150 to 1190 code for a protein of 346 amino acids.